GACCCUGUUUUGCGCUUCGUUGUCAGCACGCAGAGCACAACUCGUUUUGCAGGAUCAGCCAUUUAGUCUGAUCAGAGCACUGUGCGCUCCACAGAUCACUGCUGGCUUUAGUUACCGCGGGGUGAUGGAGGAUCUUUACCAGUACCCGGUUUUCUUUGAGUGCCGCGGUCUUCACGAAGAGCAAAUGAAGAUCAUAGAAAAAUAUUUCCGUAUUCACCGCAAAUCAGGCGGAGGAGACUGCGGACCACUGAUGGCACUGGGCGAUAACGUCUACGGUAUUGCUUUCAAAAAUCAAAGAGAUCAGCAGGCAGUCCUUCAGAAAUCAGAGCACGUUUUGGAGCUGGAAGAUGGUUGUUUGGCGUUUACUGUCCGAGACAGCCUGGAAAUUUACACCUCAUCUCACAUCACCACCCCCACAGCUCCAGCAGAGACUCCAGAGCACACUCCUACCUCGGCUCCUCCACCAAGCAGUGAAGAAUAUGAACUACACCUUGAUAAUUAUCUCCUUCGUUACCUAAAAGAAAGUCCAAAUGCUCAGCGUGAACUUGAGAAGUUUCUUGCCUGUUUAGGCUGCUCUGCUGAGCUUUACCCCGAGGAGGGGAGGGUCUUAGUCAGUAAGCUAGCUCAACCCGGUGCUGCAGAAGAAGUUAGUAACUGGAAAGCUCAGGUAGAUGCACUCUUUGGUGGCUACUUGUGCCAUUAUGAGGUAAACCCUGACAAAGUUGGAGCUUUGGUUCAGUCCAGCAGCUCUCGUGUGACCGCAGAUGAGGUGAAGGUGUACACAGAUGAGCCUGGGAUGGCUGUUGUUGUUGGAGAACUGUCUCAGGUGAAUGCCUGGUUGUUGGACAUAGAACAGCCUUCAUAUUUUAGUGACAAUAUGGCAUCUCUGAAUUUGAGUGAGGGAAGCACAGUCAUUGCUAGCUACAGCCUUUAUGACGGGCUCCAGGUGCUCGUGUGUCAGGGCGACAUCACCAAACAAUGCGCUGAUGCUCUGGUGAAUGCAGCCAAUCAGGACUUGGACCAUUCUGGAGGUGUUGCUGCGGCACUGAGUCAAGCUGGUGGUCCUGACAUACAGAGAGAGAGUGAUGAAUUAGUGAAGUAUAUGGGGAAAAUUCCCAUUGGUGAAGUAUUGGUGACCACAGGGGGUAACUUAAGGUGCAAGAAACUGCUGCAUGCGGUUGGGCCUGUAGGUGGAAAAGCAGGCGACAAAGAUAGGAUCUUACUGGAAAAAACUGUGCGCUCUAUUCUAAAUUUAUCAGAAAGAAUGGCGUUUCAGUCUGUAGCUAUUCCUUGUAUCAGCUCAGGUGUCUUUGGUGUUCCUCUGACUGUGUGCUGUGAGGCGAUUGUAGCUGCUGUGAAGGACUUUGGUAGUCUGGGAGGUCGAAGUCUGAGCAAAAUAAUCCUGAUUGAUAACAGAGACGAGGUGGUGAGGGCCAUGCAGGAGGCAUGUGACAGUCUUCUCCGAGGGACAGAUACAGGAAGCAGCACACUGAGUGAUUUUAGUUUCCAGCUGAAUGCACCUGAAGAAGAUUCACCAAGAGGAGCAGCUGCUGGAGCUCCUGGAGCUGCUGGAGCUCCUGGAGCUGCUGGAGCUCCUGGAGGCGGUGUCCACGUAGAGAUUAUUCAGGGAUCAAUCGAGACCCAGCAGGUGGAUGCUCUGGUAUCUCCUAUGGUCGGCCAUCAUCCUCUCUCUACCCGUGUUGGAAACGCUUUGUUUGAAAUAGUUGGAUCCCAGCUGACCACAAGAUUUAAAAGGGAAGCAGAAAAUGAACCAAUACCUGGUGACUCAGUACUGGUGGAGGGCUUGCCUGGACUUCAGUCUAAUGCAGUCUUCUUCCUCAGUCUUGCUCCCUUCGAUAGUGACCCAGAUGGAGUUCCAGUAGAGAUUCUUCGAAUGGGCAUCAACCAAAUCCUAUCUUCCUGUGACAAGAAAGGGUUCAGAUCUGUCGCUCUUCCUGUCCUCGGUGCUGGGGUCGCCCUGCAGUUUCCUGUCAGUGUGGUGGAGAGGGUGUUAAGGGAGGCAGUUCAUGACUUUGAACAGGAGCGAGCUGGCAGCACACCACUCCUGAUCCGCAUUGCCAUUCAUCCCAGUGAUGAAGAGUCAAAUGAGGUGUUUGAGUCUGUCCAAAAUGGCAAAUUCACUGAAGAUUAUCAUCAAAAAGUCCAAGAUCAAGAUUCAACAAUGAGGAUGGUCCUGCUGGGAAAAACUGGAUCUGGGAAAAGUCACCUGGCUAACACCAUUUUUGGAGAGAAGCUCUUUGAAACUUAUGACUCUCCCAACUCUGGAACAAGUAAAUGCCAAGCAGAAACCAAAACAGUCAAUGGCAGGAGCGUCACUCUGAUCGACACCCCCGGUUUCUUCGACACAGGAAGGUCUGAGGAAGAUUUGAAGGCUGAGAUACUGAGGUGUAUGACAGAGUGCGCUCCCGGGCCUCAUGCUUUUCUCAUUGUGCUUCGAGUGGAUAAAUUCACAGAGCAGGAGCAGGCCGUCAUCACUAAAAUAUGUCAGUCUUUCACAGAUGAGGCUCUAAAACACGCCGUAGUUGUCUUCACGCACGGUGACCAGCUCGAGAGCAGUGUGGAAAUUAAAGAUUUUGUCCGUCAGAAUAAGAAUCUGAAUGAUCUGGUGUUGAAGUGUGGCGGUCGGUGCCACGUCUUUGACAGCAAACACUGGAACAACAAACAGCCGAAUAACUACAGGAGCAACCAGUUCCAGCUGGAGGAGUUACUGAAAACAGUAGAGAAAAUGGUGGAGGAAAAAAACGGAGGUUACUACACAAAUAAAAUGCUGCAACAUGUGGAGAAAGAAAUACAAGAACAGGCAGAAAACAUUAGACACUCAUCACCAGACAAGACCCCAGAGGAGAUCAGAAACCAGGCGAAAACCGAUGUGUGUAACAGGUUUCUGACUCGACUGACAGGGAUUGCAACAGGAGCUUUGCUAGGUGCUUUUUUAGGUGUAGCAGGAUUGGUGGGAUUAGUUAUCACAGCUGUGCAUAACGCACAGUUAAUCAAUAUUGUUAAAAAAGUUCCAGCAGUAGCAGGAGUGUCUGCAGCAGCAGCCGGAGAAACAGCACUAGUAGCUGCUGGAGUCGUAGGAGUGGCAGUGAUAACAGCAGGAGGAGCAGUUGGUGGUGUCAUUGGAAAUGAAGCAGCUAAAGAUGCAAACUCACCUUCAGAAGCUGCACAGAGAACAUACGAGGCUGUAGUGGAUAAAGGAAAGUCUCUUCUCGGGCUUAAGAAAAAUUUUUAUAAUUCUUAGUCAGGUAACGGUGUGAAAAAAAUCAUCUUAUUACUACACAUGCUAUUUAAAUACUCGGAAGACAGUACGCAGGAUUUGUAAUUUUUUUGUAGUCAGGUUUCUGGCAAACUGUUUAAGAUUUAUCCAACAGUUAUCUUGUUUGUGGGGCUGUUGCUUAAUCUACUUAGUGCCUUGAUCCAUUGCGAUCCUAUUUUUUCCCCAUACAGCUGUGUCUAAAGGGGGCAGUGUUUGGGUUUAAGAAACACAAUAGAAACUGUGGACGGAGGUGGUUUUGUUUCAUUUUCAUGUACUGUUAAAUCUCUAUUAGUAUGUAUUUGUAAAAUAUUUGAGAAUUACCGUAUAUAAUAUAUAAUAUAAGAACCUAAUGUUACAUGAGUGUUAUAGUUUCCCAUGCGCUGGAAAAUUUCUUUGAAUUAUUUUUAACAUGCUAUUUAUCAAAUUGUGCCAGAAAUGACAGGCUUAAGAAAUAGAAAAGAGAAAAGAAAGAAAAGAGAAAGGGAAAGAGGAAGAAGAAGAAAGGGGAAAAAA
Messenger RNA from Archocentrus centrarchus (flier cichlid), 3790 nucleotides. RefSeq lists its product as uncharacterized. NCBI's taxonomy places the organism in Eukaryota, Metazoa, Chordata, Actinopteri, Cichliformes, Cichlidae. Bases 125 to 3262 code for a protein of 1045 amino acids. Gene Ontology annotation, molecular function: GTP binding. The record is from RefSeq and is a predicted model, not a curated record. The transcript is spliced from 7 exons.